AUGUCUGCCCCCAACGUUGACAAGCCCAACGAGGGCAUCGUCGGCCAAGUCGUCAACUCCGCCAAGAACGCCGCCAACUACGUCUCCGAGUCCAUCCAAGGCAACAGCGCCGAGGCCAGCAAGGAGGCCAACAAGCAGCAAGCCAAGGGCAACGUCCCGGGCAACGACUCCAUCACCGACCGUGUCUCGGGUGCAUUGGGCGCCGCCGGCGACAAGGUCGACGAGAAGAAGCACGACUCUGCCGCCAAGGCGAACAAGGAGGCCAUCUAA
Molecule: messenger RNA, 270 nt
Organism: Neohortaea acidophila
Lineage: Eukaryota; Fungi; Ascomycota; Dothideomycetes; Mycosphaerellales; Teratosphaeriaceae
Exons: 4
Coding region: 1-270 (89 amino acids)
Source: RefSeq, a predicted model, not a curated record